Messenger RNA from Enterobius vermicularis (human pinworm), 534 nucleotides. NCBI's taxonomy places the organism in Eukaryota, Metazoa, Nematoda, Chromadorea, Rhabditida, Oxyuridae. The record is from the annotation of a GenBank genome assembly.
AUGGACUUAUUGGCUGCUUCAAAAUGUUUACAAAUUGUGUACCUAAAGUUGAUUAUUCAGUUAACUUUUUCUUCGUUGUUUUUACCAACUUAUGGAGUCAGUGAUUUGAGCAGCAUUGUAAGUCACGAUAUUAGUAUCCAACUUGAAGAACUGAAUGUAUAUGGUGGUGAAAAUUUAACAAAUCCGGCAGCAAACUGCUCAUUAACAUUGCACAGAAAUACGUGUGAUAGUAAACCGUUGUCAGUGGAGGAUAAGAUUUCUUGGCAAACAAAACUUUGUAUCAAAUGGAGUUGUGACAUUGUUCAGGUGUACCAAAGAGAAGAUGAUGAUGAGUUCGCCGAAUUAUCAAAAGAAUUUGACAAGUGCCACUGCGAACGGUUUUUUAAACGUGCGUCAGGAAGGCAUUUCGAUGCCAAAGUUUGGUUGCGAUAUCCAACUUUGCCAUUUAUGCGAUCCGAAUUGUCUGGCGAUUAUUGUACCCGCCUCCAAACUGUUCGGACUACUCAGACGCUUACCGGAACAGUAGAGAAUUAA